Caenorhabditis briggsae is the source of this 588-nucleotide messenger RNA. NCBI's taxonomy places the organism in Eukaryota, Metazoa, Nematoda, Chromadorea, Rhabditida, Rhabditidae. The coding region runs from base 1 to 588 and encodes 195 amino acids. The transcript has 4 exons. The record is from RefSeq and is a predicted model, not a curated record.
AUGCCGCUCAAGACGCCCUUUGGGCUCUUGCAAGAGUAUGAAUGCAAGAGAGAGCAUUUGCGUCUCUCCUUGUGGCUCUUCUUCCUUGCUUGUUCCGUGAUGUUCCUGAUCCGUCAUCUGAUGUUCAUGUGGUUCCUUGUCUUGUUUUGCAUCGUCAACGCUUACAUCGCCCUCGGAAUCUACUGGGGAUCGGCUCGCAGUCUCUGGUGGACUCAUAAGGCUCAUAUCUUCUGUAUCUCUCUUCUGGCUUCCCUCUGGAUCACUCUUCCAUACUACCUGGCCAAUUACGAGUCCAUGUUCCAUCUCUGCAUCUCGCCCGUUCCUGCCCACUGCGGAAUUCAUAAUUUGAGACAACGCAAAUGGCUUAUGUACGUCUACUCAGGACUCUAUUUCGUUGGAAUUGGAAUGAUGGUCUUUGCCGAAGCUUGUCGUCUCCGUAUGACUACCUAUCUACUCAUCAAGGCUGAACGUUUCGAGGGACGUGCCACUAUUGCCGAGGAAGGAAUGAUGAAUGUGAACAUCUCUGUUGGAACAAUCGAGGAACAACCCAAGGAAAAGGACCCAAAGGAUAUCGUGAUCGUUGCUUGA